GUGGUUACGGAUAAUGCUUCCAACAACAUGGGAGCAAAGGUGAUGCUUAAAGGAAAAUUUCCAAAGAUAUUUUGGACAUCAUGUGCAAUUCACACCCUCAAUUUGAUGGUACAAGCAAUUGGGAAGUUGAAGCAAUUUAGUCCUACAAUCACUAAAUCCAAGGAGAUGACAAUUUUUCUCUAUGCACAUCAUAAAACAUUGUCCUUGAUGAGGUCUUUUACAAAAAAGAGAGACAUUGUUAGACCGGGAGUGACGAGAUUUGCUUCCGCAUUUCUUACCUUGCAAAGUAUUAUUGCUAAGAAGAAGGAACUAAGGGCAAUGGUUUGUAGUGAUGAAUGGGAAGCAUGUAAGCACACAAGAACAAAGAAAGGAAAGUCAGCUCAUGCCACAAUAAUGAGUAGGGUUUUUUGGAAAGGUGUCUCUCUUUGCAUCAAGGUAUGUGUAUAUGUUGGAUUGUGGGGCUGUUUUCUCAUAUUUCUAUAUGUUCUAUGUUGCAAUGCAAGGUUUUUGAACCAUUGGUGAAGGUGCUUCGGUUGGCUGAUGGUGAUGGUCCAUCAAUGGCCACUAUGUAUGGAGAAAUAGUAAGUGCAAAGAAGAUGUCAUGCUUGCUGUUGAAAAUUCAGAAAAGGACUAUCUGGUGAUCACUAAUGCCAUGGAUGGCAAGAUGAGAGGGAGGCUGGAUUCUCCGUUACACUGGCAGCAUAUAUGUUGAAUCCCAAAUAUAGUUAUGUUGAUUGAAGCAUCUUCAUGGAUGUAGAGGUUGUGGCUGCGUUUAUGGAAGUAAUGGAGACAUUUUAUUAUGAUGAUGACAACAAGCAAAAUGUAGUGCUUAACAUGGACUUCACCAAGUUUAAGAAGAAAGAUGGCAUGUUUGGGAAGGUGACAGCCAUGAAAGCAAUUAGCAAUGCCAAUUUUGAUGCUACUGAAUGGUGGGGAACUUAUGGACUACAAACUCUUGCAUUGCAAGAAAUGGCCAUACGGAUACUCAACUUGACCACAAGUUCAUCCGAAUGUGAAAGAAACUGGAGCUCUUAUGAAAGGGUAGAUGCAAAGAGGAGAAAUAGACUAGAUGUGGUCCGAAGGGACAACAUGGUUUAUGUCCAAUUCAAUGGAAGAAUGAUGGAUAGAAGAAACAAGUUAUCCUCUUGUAGUGAUCCUCUUCUUGGUGAAGAUGCAUCACAGGCACAAGUUUGGAUAUGCGAAGGUGCAUACGUUGAUGAGGAGAUUGAUCCUAUGACGGGGCUGCCAUACAAUAUUGAUGAUGAAGCAGAGGGUGCAACCGAAGCUAUGGAGCCUCGUAGGAGUGCAAGAGUGAGAGAACUACAUGAAGUUGAAGAAAUUGUUUCCGAUGAUGAUGAAUCUGAUCAUGGGGAGGGGUGGAUAUGGAGGAAGACAUUAAUUUCGAGUCUGAUGAUGAUGGUGUGAUGGCAACCAAAGAUGAUGAUGAGGAUGAGGACACCCAGCAUCCUUGAACCAUUUAUGAUCCAUAAGAAUAAGACCUUAUUUUGCUACUUUAUUAUGCACUUAUAAAGUUAUGCUUGUGAUGCAACUAUAUGAGUUGUGAGAACUAUUUGAGUAUUUGUGGUCUGUGAACCUUAUUACGUAUUAUGAUAUUUGUGUUGAACCUUGUAGUGAAUUAUUCCAUGUUCACAUGUGUGGCUGCUAUUUAUCUUGUUAUGUGUGGCUGCAUAUUGCCAAGUUGUGUGGCUGUCAUUUUAAUUUAUCUUAUCAUGUCUCAUGUGUGGCUGCUUGUUGUCACAUGCAUGGCUAUCAUUUACUCAUUUAUCUUGACAAGUUUAGAGCAUCUACAAAUGCAUAUCUAUCAUCAAUUCUGUAGGUUUGUUGCCUUCCGGUUUGGAUGCAUCAUGACCAAACUGUCCAGGUAACAAUUCUAUCUCUUGUCCAUGCUUUUUAUAUGCCUACGACAUAAUAUUUUAGUAUAAAUGUAUAAUACAUAGCUGUGAGCAUUGGAUUAUGUGGUACAAUACGUGAAAAACUAGUUACAUAUUGCCAAUAUAUUCUCAUGUGCAGCCGAUUAAUGAUCGACGAUUAAUUCAGUUAAAUGGCCGAUUAACCGAU
Messenger RNA from Aegilops tauschii subsp. strangulata, 2079 nucleotides. Lineage: Eukaryota; Viridiplantae; Streptophyta; Magnoliopsida; Poales; Poaceae. The record is from RefSeq and is a predicted model, not a curated record.